This is a messenger RNA of Histoplasma capsulatum G186AR, 363 nucleotides long. RefSeq lists its product as uncharacterized. The record is from RefSeq and is a predicted model, not a curated record. NCBI's taxonomy places the organism in Eukaryota, Fungi, Ascomycota, Eurotiomycetes, Onygenales, Ajellomycetaceae. Bases 1 to 363 code for a protein of 120 amino acids. The transcript is spliced from 4 exons.
AUGAAGUCCACCUGCAAGACAAGUGGCAUUCAACCGAUUCAUGAUGCCAGCGCUCAGAAAACUACCCAAAGUCGCUCGUCCUGCGACAAGGGUGCAACUCUUUCCAAGCAGUCUACGGCGGUCGACUGUUAUUCCCCAUAUUCAAGGACAGUCAGUGGUCGUAUACACGUCAUAUCUGCCAUAUUAGAAGACGCGCCGGAUUUUGCUAGGCGUUCUGGAGGUAUAAUAUCGGAUUACCUCUUCGAAAGAAUCGAUGGUUGCCCGUCGUGGCAUAUCCAUAUGGCAGGUCGAAGAAUGGGGGAAUCUCUUGACCAUCGGAAGGCUUCUUCACUGCACCCUACCCUUGUCCAGGGAUGGAAGUAA